CGGGUGCGCCUGGACUUCCAUCAUCAGGGUUCCAUCCUCCAAAGCCCUGUUACCUGAGGCCUAAGGCCCCAGAAAGAGGCAGGAAGGUCAAUUUCAGAUACCCUCCCAGCCCCGCCUCUUUUCUCUCCCCCCUCCCGCCUCCAGCCAGCUCAGCUUCCUCUCUGUGAAGAAACACUUUCACUUCCUGCUCCUUUAGGCCUCCCCUCGGAGAAUAGGUAGAGGCCCCCAGGGACCCAGCAGCUGGCAUUAUUACCCCCCACCUCCACCCGUGCCUCCUUUGGUAUUCUUAAACAGCUCCCAUCCUGCUCUGCCCAGCACCAGCCACCUCCUCUCCGGUCUCAUGGGACCCAGGUGAGCAUCUGCCUCCUUUCCCCACCCCUCUUGCCUGCUCCUCCUGGACAAGCGCCUGCUCUGGUUCCCCCUUCCUAACACCUGGGCUUCUGGUCAGCAGGCUGGUUGAUUUGUUAAGCUGUUUAUUAUCCACCUUCUCUACCCACCCUGAAGAUGGAUGUCCCUGAGAGCAGGCCUAUUCUGUCCCCAGGCCACAGGCACCUAAUUCUGGGCCUGAACUUCAUGUUUGUGGGAUGCAUGGAUGCCUGGGUGCAUGGACCCAGGUCUCCUAUUUCCGGGAGUGCUACAGGGGGAAUGUUCAAAAAUGCCCACCUCAACUGGUAACCUCACUAGUAACCCACUAUAGGACUCUGUACCUGGUUAAGAGUUGGGAUCCGAUGGACAGAUAGAGGGAUGGCUAUGUGAAAAAGCAAAGAUUAAAAUAAUGGUAGAAUCUAGGUAGUGGGCAUAAAUUCUUUUCCGUUUUUCUUUUUUUAAUGUUUGAAGUUUUUAAUAAAAAAAAAAUGGGGCAAUAUUUGAGGGCCCCUCUGUGGUCUAGGAAGGGAGGAGGAGGGGAAGUUGUAUAACUUUGUCUCAUGGAGCCUACUAGGCACUGUGUUCUGGCUAGGCUUGUUACUCAACUGGUCCAUAUUCACACGUCUGCACUAGAUAUUAAAACCUGAGAUAUUUCCCUGCCAUUUGGUAAAUGCUUGUCAUUUUGAGUCCUCUCCCUCUCCCCCCACCCCAAGACACGCUGACUUUCCUCCUGGCAUGCCCAGAGCACGCCACCAUCCAGUGGUGAAAGAAUCCACACCUGGCACUGCAAGGAGCCUUAGGUCCAUUUUGAUUGGUCAGGGUCUCUGCCAUGUUGGUUGGAAAUAUUUUGAACAUAACCCCUGAACUAGAGCAGCCUUGAGCCUUAUCUUCCUCCCUGCCAGAGGCCAGGCCAUGGCUUGCUGGCCUCCCACAUCCUGAGGAUGGCCCAACCAGAGGACCAAGCCUUGGCAGCCCCCACCCAUGGGGAGAGACUGGUCCCAUCACAGGAGAAUGGGGCAGGAGAGACCUGCUUAGGGGUUCUUGGGGGCCCAGAGCCACUUCUUCGGCUGCAGAGGACCUGGGGAGUGUGGCAGGUUCCAGAGCUGGAUGCCCAGGCUGCAGAAGCCCUUUUGGAGCUGUGGCCACCCGGGAGUUUUCUGGUCACAGGACAGGAACCCUGCCAGGUCCUGGUGUUGAGGACAGGACCUUCUCCAGGGGAAGUCAACACCUAUCAGAUCCAGAAGCUUCCUGGAGGCGUGUCUCUGGAAUCCUCUCACCUCUGCAUGCCAGACCUUCCCCAUCUCCUGGCCUUCCUGUCAGCCAGCAGGGACGUUUUGCCCAGAACACUGCUCUUGCCCCCUCCCACUCUAGGGUCUGGGGAACAACACGCAGAUACUCUGCAGAAUGGCAGUGUCCAACUCGGCACCUCAGAGAGGAUGAUCUCUGUGGUGAACAAGCUCUACCUGGAGACCCACAGAGGACAAGGGGUGCUAUCUCCCCCAGAGACAGCUCCAGAAACGACCAAGAGAAGUGAUCCUGCCCCCAGGAGCACUUCCCCUCAUCGGGUCUCCUGGGUGGAAGGCCCGCUCAGCCCAGAGGCACCCCAUCCUGGGCCAGCUCUGGCCAGCCUGAGGGAGGAGGACGACGACCAGGAAGAAGAAGGGCCGGAGGAUGUGCUUACUAGUCAUGUCCAGGCCCUGGCCAGGGCCCGGAGCAGCUAUGUGGCCAAGCAGUUCCGAGGCCUUCAGGCGCGCCUCGCAUCAGAAGCUGAGGGCCCCCACAGGCCUGGGGACCCUGCCAUGGAGCUGCUCCAGGAUGUGCGGCACCUCCUUAUCGACCUCCAGGAUCACUUGGCAAAGGACCCCAAUGUGAGGGCUAUCUUUGGAAGCAGAGGACCUGGGGUCCCCCAGAAGAACGAGGAGGAUCUUGGCCCCGCGGUGGAGGCGGCCUUGUGCCGGGCAGUGCUGGCGCCACUGAGGCCGGCCUUGUGGGCUCGACUCCGCAAGCUCAGGGCCCCAGAGCUGAGGCGGCUGCGGAGGCAGCAAACAGCCUUGCGGGCAGAGGCGGGGCCUCCUGCAGCUCAGGGGGCGGGGCCUGAGGGGCAGGGCCCCGCCCCCGCCCUGCGGCUCCGCAUCCACGCACGCCUCCAGCACCUCCACGCGGCCUGUGCCCCACGCCGCAAGGUGGCGUUGCUGCUGGCGAUGUGCAGGGACAUCUACGAGGGCCUGGCUUCGGGCAAGAAACCAGAGUCCCUGGGCGCCGACGCCUUCCUGCCGGCGCUGACCGAGGAGCUUAUCUGGAGUCCGGACAUAGAGGAGACACAGCUGGACGUGGAAUUCCUUAUGGAGCUCCUGGAUCCUGAAGAGCUACUGGGAGAAGUUGGUUACUAUCUGACCACGUGGUUUGGGGCCCUGCACCACAUAGCCCACUAUCAGCCCGAAGCUGGACGCGCACCCCAGGAGCUCAGUUCUGAGGCCAGUGCCACUCUGUGCCAGUGGCAUCGCAGGCGAACGCUACAGGGGCAGGGCCACUCCAGAGCCCAGCCUGAUCUGCCCUUUGAGGAACCCUGGGAAAUUCAGACUGUGCCAAGAGACCAAUGAUGAAUAGGGAUCUCAAACCUUUCUGCUCUUCAAGCAAGAUGCAGAGGCACCUGUUGUUUAGGAGCAGCAGGAAGAGGCGGUCCCAGGAAAAGGGGCUUUGCAUUGGCUGUUCCUGCGUCCUGGAUGCCCUUCCCUCAUUU
Messenger RNA from Pipistrellus kuhlii (Kuhl's pipistrelle), 3106 nucleotides. It is a transcript of the gene RINL, whose product is annotated as Ras and Rab interactor like. NCBI's taxonomy places the organism in Eukaryota, Metazoa, Chordata, Mammalia, Chiroptera, Vespertilionidae. The record is from RefSeq and is a predicted model, not a curated record. Gene Ontology annotation, molecular function: small GTPase binding; guanyl-nucleotide exchange factor activity. Gene Ontology annotation, cellular component: endocytic vesicle; cytosol. The coding region runs from base 1308 to 2966 and encodes 552 amino acids. Gene Ontology annotation, biological process: vesicle-mediated transport. The transcript is spliced from 11 exons.